AUGGGUUACAUUCCCGUACUUCUUUUUUGCUUCUUUUCAAUGCUGAAUAGAGUAACGGCCACAGCCAUUGACAUCAUAAACACAACUCAGUUCAUCAGGGAUGGCGAUACCAUAGUUUCAGCAGAUGGAACCUAUGAAUUAGGAUUUUUCAGCCCUGGAAAUUCCAAAAACAGAUACUUGGGCAUAUGGUAUGGGAAAAUACCAGUUCAAACUGUAGUUUGGGUUGCCAAUAGAGAAACUCCCCUUAAUGAUUCGUUGGGGGUUUUAAAGAUCACAAACAAAGGAAUUCUUAUCCUUCUCGAUCGCAGUGGGAGCGUGAUUUGGUCUUCCAACACAGCAAGACCUGCGAGGAAUCCAACCGCUCAACUUUUGGAGUCAGGAAACCUUGUUGUGAAAGAGGAGGGCGAUCACAACCUGGAAAAUUCCUUGUGGCAGAGUUUUGAACAUCCGACUGAUACGAUAUUGCCAGGCAUGAAGCUAGGAAGGAGUAGAAUAACAGGAAUGGAUUGGUCCAUGACAUCAUGGAAAUCAGAAGAUGAUCCUUCCAGAGGUACCAUUACAUGUAAACUUGCUCCUUAUGGAUAUCCUGACAUGGUUGUGAUGGAAGGUUCGGAAGUGAAGUACCGAUCUGGACUAUGGGAUGGUCUGCGGUUCAGUGGCGUACCUAGCACAAAACCAAAUCCUAUAUACAAAUAUGAAUUUGUUUUCAAUGAGAAGGAGAUAUUUUACAGAGAAAGUCUAGUUGAUAAGUCGAUGCAUUGGAGGCUCGUGACAAGACAGAAUGGUGAUAUCGCGAGCUUUACUUGGAUUGAGAAAACACAAAGUUGGUUGCUUUAUGAAACAGCAAAUACAGAUAAUUGUGAUCGAUAUGCACUAUGUGGUGCAAAUGGUUUCUGUGAUAUUCAAAGCUCUCCAGUGUGUGAUUGCUUGAAUGGAUUUGCACCAAAAUCCCCAGGAGAUUGGGACGAGACUGAUUGGUCAAAUGGCUGUGUUAGAAGGACUCCACUAAAUUGUUCUGGAGAUGGGUUCCGAAAGCUCGCUGGAGUGAAGAUGCCUGAGACAAAAUCAUCUUGGUUUAGCAAGACGAUGAAUCUGGAGGAGUGCAGGAACACGUGCUUGGAGAAGUGCAACUGUACAGCAUAUUCAAAUCUGGACAUCAGGAAUGGAGGAAGUGGGUGCUUGCUCUGGUUCGGCGACCUGGUAGACAUUAGAGUUUUUGCUGAAAACGAGCAAGAGAUUUAUAUACGAAUGGCCGAAUCAGAACUAGAUAUUGGAGAUGGUGCCAGGAUAAAUAAAAAAUCCGAAACCAAGAAAAGGAUCAUAAAAAGCACUGUGUUAUCUACUGGGAUUCUGUUCGUUGGCCUAGCCUUGGUCUUAUAUGCUUGGAUGAAGAAGCAUCAGAAAAACAGACAAAUGUCUAUGGAAAAAAGUUCAAAUAACAUGCAGAGGAAAGAAGAUCUGGAACUUCCAUUGUUUGAUUUCAGUAACUUGGCUUGUGCAACAAAUAAUUUCUCUAUCGACAAUAAACUUGGAGAAGGGGGUUUCGGAACAGUUUACAAGGGAACAUUAGCAGAUGGACGAGAAAUAGCAGUGAAGAGGCUCUCUAAGAUUUCGAGACAAGAAAAAACACGAAGCUUUCUACUUGAUUGGCCUAAGCGCUACAACAUUAUCAAUGGUAUUGCUCGUGGACUCCUUUAUCUUCACCAGGAUUCAAGAUUAAGAGUAAUUCAUAGAGACCUGAAAGCCGGCAAUAUUUUAUUGGAUUAUGAGCUGAACCCGAAAAUUUCAGACUUUGGCCUGGCUAGAAGUUUUGGAGGAAAUGAAAUUGAAGCCAAUACUAAUAAAGUGGCUGGUACAUACGGCUACAUAUCCCCUGAGUAUGCAAAUUAUGGACUCUACUCGGUAAAAUCAGACAUCUUCAGCUUCGGUGUAUUGGUGCUAGAGAUAGUGAGUGGGAACAAGAACAGAGGAUUCAGCCAUCCAGACCACCAUCUCAACCUUCUUGGGCAUGCAAACAUGGCAACCUUCUCCAGCACUCUUGUCAAAUAA
This is a messenger RNA of Populus trichocarpa (black cottonwood), 2049 nucleotides long. RefSeq names its product G-type lectin S-receptor-like serine/threonine-protein kinase At4g27290. The record is from RefSeq and is a predicted model, not a curated record. Gene Ontology annotation, molecular function: ATP binding; protein kinase activity. Bases 1 to 2049 code for a protein of 682 amino acids. Lineage: Eukaryota; Viridiplantae; Streptophyta; Magnoliopsida; Malpighiales; Salicaceae. Gene Ontology annotation, biological process: protein phosphorylation; recognition of pollen. The transcript is spliced from 7 exons.